Messenger RNA from Pyrus x bretschneideri (Chinese white pear), 1764 nucleotides. Its product is annotated as cytochrome P450 734A1. The coding region runs from base 48 to 1568 and encodes 506 amino acids. NCBI's taxonomy places the organism in Eukaryota, Viridiplantae, Streptophyta, Magnoliopsida, Rosales, Rosaceae. The record is from RefSeq and is a predicted model, not a curated record. Gene Ontology annotation, molecular function: iron ion binding; oxidoreductase activity, acting on paired donors, with incorporation or reduction of molecular oxygen; monooxygenase activity. The transcript has 4 exons.
AAAUCUUCAUCUUCUCUCUCUGCUUCUGCUAAUGAUACACUGAGAUUAUGCAUUUCCUUCUCCUCCUUGCUGUUCUUUUACUUCCUCUACUUUUCUUCCUCUCCAAAUUUGUAACCUCCACGAUAUGGGUCCCACUGAGGACGCAACAUCACUUCCGGAAGCAAGGCAUACGGGGGCCUGCCUACCGUCCGAUCUUCGGGAACUCCGCCGAGAUCCGCCGUCUGUUCGCGGAAGCUCUCUCAAAGCGGGGCCCUUUUGACCACGACAAUCUUCACCGCGCGUCCCCAUUUUACCACAGGUGGUCCCGCAUGUACGGGAAGAAUUUCCUCUACUGGUUCGGGCCCAGGGCCAGGCUGGCAAUAUCCGAUCCCGACAUGAUCAAGGAAGUGUUGAUGGAUGCUGGCGGGUCGUUUCGGAAAACACCGUUUACCCCGUUGACUAAAACUUUGUUUGGAGAGGGACUUGUUGGGCUUGAGGGAGAGGAAUGGGCCUUCCAUAGAAGAAUUGUGAACCGGGCCUUCAAAAUGGAUCGGGUCAAGGGUUGGGUGCCAGAUAUUGUGGGGAGUACCAUGAAGAUGUUGGAGAAGUGGGAGAAUGUAAGAGGAGGGAGAGAUGAGUUUGAAAUCGAUGUGCACAAAGAACUUCAUGAGCUCUCAGCAGACGUGAUAUCAAGGACAGCUUUCGGAACCAGCUUUGAGGAGGGAAAGCGUGUUUUCGACUUACAAGAACAACAAAUGCAUCUGUUCUCCAAGGCUGUCAGGAGCAUCUACAUUCCGGGAUUCAGGUUUUUGCCUACCAAGAAUAACCGAGAAAGGUGGAGACUCGACAAGGAAACUCGCGAAUCAAUACGGAUCUUGAUCGCGAAUAACUGCAAAAGAAGUGAAGAUUCGACAAAUCUGCUUAGUCUGUUGAUGUCUCCUUGCAAGAAUCAGGAUGGACAAGAGGUGAAAUUAGAGACAGAGGAAGUUGUAGAUGAGUGCAAGACCUUCUACUUUGCAGGAAAGGAAACGACUGCUAAUCUUCUAAGCUGGGCACUUCUGCUCUUGGCAAAGCAUCAGGAAUGGCAAGACAAAGCUAGGGAAGAAAUAAUUCGCGUGUCGGGGGACAAUAAGCUUCCGGUUGCAGAUAAUUUGAAUGACCUCAAAAUUGUUAGCAUGAUCGUUAACGAAACACUUAGGCUCUACCCUCCGGCGGUUAUGAUUAUGAGGCAAGCAACAAAGAAGGUUAAGCUUGGGAGCCUGGACAUUCCUGCAGACACACAGCUUUAUUUGGCCUUGACCGCCGUCCAUCACGACACCGAGAUAUGGGGAGAAGAUGCUAACGAGUUCAACCCGCUGAGGUUUUCCGAGCCUCGAAGCCAUUUAGCCUCGUACUUUCCAUUUGGUCUGGGUCCUCGAAUCUGUGCAGGCCAAAAUUUGGCUCUUGUUGAAGCAAAACUUGUGUUAGCAAUCGUCAUCCGGCGCUAUUCUUUCAGGGUGUCUCCAACAUAUGUUCAUGCCCCUACGUUGCUCAUAACCUUGCAGCCACAGUAUGGCGCUCAAAUCCUCUUUAGCAGGAUUUCAAAUUGAAGAUUCUAAUUAGGGUUUUAUUUAUCUUAUUGUACAAUGAAGCUUCAGAAAACAGAUUCCUAAAGUCAUAUUGUAACCAUAUGUGAUUGUAUUUUCUACGAAAUUUCCCCUUAUUUUCGGCGACGUUAAGGCUGUAAGUUGAAUUUCACUUGUGACUUUGAUUGUUCUCUUACAUUAAGUUCGAAUUUUCCUUCCA